Adineta ricciae is the source of this 1050-nucleotide messenger RNA. The record is from the annotation of a GenBank genome assembly. Lineage: Eukaryota; Metazoa; Rotifera; Eurotatoria; Adinetida; Adinetidae.
AUGGACUCGGAACUCGAGUUCGCUAUUCAACCAAACACGACAGGCAAGCAAUUGUUUGACCAAGUAGUGAAAACUAUUGCCCUUCGUGAAAUCUGGUUUUUUGGGCUUCAAUACACAGAUUCCAAAGAUUUUCCGUGUUGGUUAAAAUUAAACAAGAAAGUUCUAGGUCAAGAUAUCAAAAAGAACUCCUCUCAACCAUUAACGUUUAAAUUUCGUGCUCGCUUCUUUCCUGAAGAAGUGUCCGAAGAGCUCAUUCAAGAAAUAACUCAAAAACUUUUCUUUCUUCAAGUCAAAGAAUCGAUUCUCACGGACGAAGUCUAUUGCCCACCGGAAACUUGUGUUCUUCUUGCAUCAUAUGCAAUGCAAGCCAAACAUGGAGAUUUUAACGAAGAAAUACAUCGAUCAGGAUCAUUAGCGAAUGAACGCCUCUUACCUAAACGUGUUAUGGAACAAUUUCAACUAUCGUCAGAAGAAUGGGAAAAGCGAGUAGUCAAUUGGUGGAAGGAACAUCGCGGAAUGCUCAAAGAAGAAGCAAUGCUUGAAUAUCUGAAAAUUGCUCAAGAUCUGGAAAUGUACGGUGUCAAUUACUUUGAUAUUCGUAAUAAAAAGGGCACGGAGCUCUACCUUGGCGUUGAUGCUCUCGGCCUCAACAUUUAUGACAAACAAGACAAACUAACCCCCAAAAUUGGCUUUCCAUGGAGCGAAAUUCGAAAUAUUUCAUUCAAUGAUAAAAAAUUCGUGAUUAAACCCAUGGAGAAAAAAUCACCCGAUUUCAUUUUCUAUGCACCAAGACUUCGUAUCAACCGACGAAUUCUAUCACUUUGCAUGGGCAAUCAUGAAUUAUACAUGCGUCGUCGAAAAUCGGAUUCUAUCGAAGUUCAACAAAUGAAAGCACAAGCCCAAGAAGAAAAACUAGCUCGUCUGCAAGAACGAGAACGAAUUCAAGCUGAAAUCGAUCGUCGUAAGCAAGCUGAACAAGAACGAGAAGCGAUGAGAAGAAAAGUUGAAGAUCUCGAACGAAAUGCAGCGGACGCAAGACGAGGUGAAUAG